Molecule: messenger RNA, 2331 nt
Organism: Symbiodinium sp. CCMP2592
Lineage: Eukaryota; Dinophyceae; Suessiales; Symbiodiniaceae
Source: the annotation of a GenBank genome assembly
AUGAGCCAGAAGCCCGUGCACCUCAUGUCACGGCAGUUCUCCUGUUCCUCGCUGCAAUCAGCAGCUGGCUUGAUGGACAAUGCUGACUUGCUGGCAAAUCUGCCCGAUGAUCCCAAAGAGUUGGCCGAUCUCAUCCAGGCAGUCAAGGCCCGGCAGGCCUCCACGCCUGACGCGGUGAAGCAGGAGCCGCAGGAGCCGCAGGCGACUGUGGAGAUUGCAGAACAGCCAGUGUGGCCGGACGGUGCUGUGAUGGAGGCUCCCACACCGGAGCCCAACGGCAUGACCGUUGACAGCGACGAGGAGUUCGAUGAUCCGGGAGCCUACUUCAGGGACCUGUUUACGGUCGGCAAGCACGAGCUGAACCAGAAACAGUACGACUUCUGGCGCGGCAAGUUUCGGCGCAUGUGUGAACCCAAGCGAGACAGCGGUAAGAUCGAUAUUCCGCCUGAACUGCACAAGCAGUACAUGCAAAAGGGAACGCAAAGGGACUCCAUGUUCGAGGCGUUUAUCACCACCAAUGGGGACAAGGAGGCCUUCAUUCGCAAGGUCAAGAUGACGAAAACCACCGAGAACACCCGCGAGCUAGAGGAGGAAGGAGGGUUUUACACCAGGAAGGAGAUGAAAGACAUUCUGGGGUGGGACAAGCUGGAUGACGAGGAUGCCAUAAACCACGAGUACUGGUGCCGCGAGAGAGUGCGUGGCCGCAAGAAGAUGAAGCAAUCCCAGAUGCUGGAAGAGUCUGUGGAGGCUGCAGGGGCUAGUGAUGCCUUCAACAUUGGCGGCCUGGAAAAUUCCAUGACCCCGGCAGCGCUGGGCAUCCCUGCCGCCACCAACGCAAAGCUCGAGGAGCCAGAAUCCGAGGUGCCCUGCAGCACGGUCGUUGAUCUGGCGAAAGCAGUGUCGAAGGUUGGAGGCUCUAGCACCUGCAAGGCCGUGAAGGAAAUUUCCAAAGCGAGAACGAAAGAUGCCGAGAAAAGUGUUCACAAGGUUUUGGCAAAGUACAAGCUAGCGCUGCCGAUACCUCUGAGUCCAGUCGAGGGUACAACUGCUCUGGAUGGUUUUCCACGUCUUAAGCCACUACAUUUCUUUCAGCACAUGCUGGAGACAGGGCACCUGAACAAACUUCUUGGGGGCAAAUCGCUUGCAUCUUCUGGUCCGAUGCUUACAGAGUUCUGGCGAAACUACAAGUGCUCUUACCCCGACUUCGAGUUGUACGAGCAUGUGGACGGGAAGGCUUAUGGCGAUGGCCCUCCGGUGGAGCUAUCCUGCUGCAUCCCGAUAUAUGCACACAUAGACGGCGGGAGAGGCUACAAGCGAUCAGAGUUUAUGGUUUUCAAUUGGUCAACGGUCUUUGGGCAUGGCACGGGGAAAGCCAACCGCAAGGACCCUUCUGUGCCUAUCAAAAGGAAAGCAAAGAAUCCGCAAGUCGGUUUGCUUGGUCAUUCGUUCUUGACACACUUUUUAUACUGUGCAAUGCCUGCUUCCAUGCACAAACAUCGAGAAUCCGAUUUUCAGGAGAUGCUGCAAAUUUAUGCCAUGGACCUCCGGGACUGUUUCGACACCGGCGUGCAGCUCAAGAAUGGCUCAAGGCUGAGGCUCGUUCUACUUGGCUUGAAAGGUGACCUCAAGCUCCAGGCGACUGCAGGGCGCUUUACGGCUUGGUACAGCACUGCAAGGAAGAAGGCUUAUAACCCCAAUGCUCGAAAACCACAAGCAUCGGGGCGAUGCUGCCCGUGGUGCCCUGCGGGGGACACCCAAGCUCCUUUUGAGGAGUUUCACAGUGAGAACCCGGCCUGGAAAGUGAUGAAGCAGCAGCUGCAGGAGCCACCACCUUGGUCCGCACCAGGGGGCAUGCUUGGGCCUUCACUGGGCUACGCCAAGGAUCCCACCCAGUUCUAUUUUCCAGAUCUUUUUCACAUCUAUUUGAUGGGUAUCGGACAAGAUUUCGGCUCCUCAGGUCUGGUAUAUCUGUUGGGAGUAGCCUUCAAAGGCCCCGUUGGAAGCAACAAAGUUGAGGACCAGAUUGAGGUGUUGAACCGGACAUUUACAACAUGGAAACAGAUGUUUAAGGCAUCAGUACAUCUCACUGCCUUCACCAAAGGCACCCUCACCUUUCCGGACUACAGCACGUUCCCUGCAGGCACGUGGUCGAAGGCAGGUGACACUCCCCACAUCAUCAACUUCAUGGAGUAUGUGUGCAGUUUGUGGAGUGAGCUCUACCGGGAGGACAAGAUGAUCUUCUACAUCAAGGAGGCAUGCACCGCCAUUGGAGAGUGCAUGCGCCGGCUGUACAAUGCCGAUCUUUGGAUUGUGCCGGGGCUGGAAAUCUAA